Hyaloscypha bicolor E is the source of this 3972-nucleotide messenger RNA. RefSeq lists its product as uncharacterized. Bases 1 to 3972 code for a protein of 1323 amino acids. Gene Ontology annotation, cellular component: cytosol. Gene Ontology annotation, biological process: glutathione metabolic process. The record is from RefSeq and is a predicted model, not a curated record. NCBI's taxonomy places the organism in Eukaryota, Fungi, Ascomycota, Leotiomycetes, Helotiales, Hyaloscyphaceae. The transcript has 5 exons. Gene Ontology annotation, molecular function: 5-oxoprolinase (ATP-hydrolyzing) activity.
AUGGGAUCCAUCACGCCAAACCCCUCGGGGAAGAGAAUCAAGAUCGCAGUCGAUCGUGGCGGGACAUUCACAGAUGUCUGGGCAAGCGCUCCAAAUGAGCCGGAUGUUGUUCUGAAACUCCUCUCUGUUGAUCCCGGAAACUAUCAAGAUGCCCCAACUGAAGGCAUUCGGCGUGUCCUGUCAAUUUAUGGGGGGUUUGAAAUUCCGAGAGGGGUGCCUCUCCCAAAGCAAGAUCUUGACAUCGUGCGAAUGGGCACAACGGUGGCCACCAAUGCUCUUUUGGAACGAAAAGGGCGACGUCAUGCAUUACUCGUCACGAAAGGAUUCCGAGAUCUGUUGAGAAUCGGAUAUCAAUCACGGCCAAGGCUGUUUGACCUCGAUAUUGUCAAGCCUGAAGUGUUGUUUUCAGAAGUACGAGAGAUUGAGGAACGUGUCACCAUCGAAGGUUUCGAUGAGGAUAUCGAUGGGACUGUGAAAACUGACGUUGAUGAAAUCCCCGGCGUUCUGGUCCGUGGAUCCAGCGGAGACUUAAUGAGGAUAUUGAAACCUCUUGAUGAGAGUGGUGUCAAAGAUACCCUCCAAGAGCUCCGGCAAAUGGGGAUGGAAAGUGUUGCUAUUUGUUUCACCCACUCUCACAUUUUUGGUGGUCAUGAGAGACGCGUGGGGGAGCUUGCCGAGGAGGCUGGUUUCAAUCAUAUUUCAUUAUCUUCCGAGGUGGCUGCGAAGAUGAUCAAAAUGGUGCCUAGAGGGAGCUCUGCCUCCGCAGAUGCUUAUCUUACCCCCGAGAUAAAACAGUAUCUUCGCGGUUUCGUCAAGGGCUUCGAAGGCAGUCAUCUUAACAAUGUCAAGUGCGACUUCAUGCAAUCGGAUGGUGGACUAGUCAACUACAAAGGCUUCAGCGGCCUCAAAGGCAUACUGAGCGGCCCUGCUGGCGGUGUUGUUGGCUGUGCCCGCACUUGCUACGAGGCUGCGAGUAAAACUCCGAUAGUCUGCUUUGACAUGGGAGGCACGUCAACGGACGUGUCAAGAUUCGGUGGUACAUUCGAGCAUGUAUUCGAAAGCACAACAGCGGGGGUGACGAUACAAAGCCCGCAACUCGACAUCAACACUGUUGCUGCUGGAGGCGGCUCCAUUCUGUUCUGGCGAAAUGGACUGUUUGCUGUCGGGCCAGAAAGUGCAUCUUCCCAUCCAGGUCCUGCAAGCUAUCGAAAAGGGGGUCCAUUGACAGUGACCGAUGCCAAUUUGUUCCUGGGCCGGCUCGUGCCAGAUUAUUUUCCAAAGAUCUUUGGGGGGAGCGAGAAGGAGGCGCUAGACGCCGAUGUUGUCGCUGGAAAAUUCGUCGAGUUGACAAGGUCUAUCAACGCAGAGACUGGCAAGUCUAUGAGUCCAGAGGAAAUUGCGUAUGGAUACCUUGAUGUUGCUAACGAGGCCAUGUGUCGGCCGAUCCGAUCCCUGACAGAAGGCAAGGGUUACGAAAUCAGCAAGCAUCGACUUGGCGUCUUCGGUGGUGCAGGUGGCCAACAUGCUUGUGAAAUUGCUCUCAAGCUCGGAAUCCAAACACUCAUCAUUCACAAAUAUUCCAGCAUUCUCUCAGCCUACGGCAUGGCGCUAGCGGAUGUCAUUCACGAAGAGCAGGAGCCGACAAAUGAAUUCUACAACCGCCAAUCCCUCAAUAUAUUGAGCCAACGGGUUGAAGGGUUGAAGAAGAAAGUUUCUACUCAACUUCGUCAACAAGGGAUCCUGGAGGAAGAUAUUGAAUAUGAAUGCUACUUGAACAUGAGAUACCAAGGGACUGAGACAGCUAUGAUGGUUUUGAGGCCAGCAGACGGAGACUACGAGGCCGAAUUUCUACGCAUUCAUUUGAGGGAGUUCAGUUUCGUCUUCCCAGCCGCGAGAUCAAUCUUGGUUGAUGAUGUCCGGGUCAGAGGCAUUGGGAAAAGUGGAACGAAUGACGAAGAUGGCCAGCGUCUGGGAGAAGAGCUAGCCAACAUGAAGCUCAGGUCGGUACUCGAAUCUCUGGCUGAGAAGGAGACAUCAGUGUACUUCAAAUCCGGAGGCAUGCAGACGACUCCCCUCUAUAUGCUAGAGAAACUUUCUCCUGGCAUGUCAAUUAUCGGCCCGGCAGUCAUCAUCGAUAAAACUCAGACCUUGGUAAUAAUUCCAGGAGCCGAAGCCCGAAUCCUCACAUCCCACGUCGUGAUUGAAAUCAACGCGUCAAAGACUAGCACCGCCUAUGCAUCACUCACAGUAGAUCCCAUACAAUUAUCUGUAUUUGGUCACAGAUUUAUGAGCAUUGCGGAACAGAUGGGAAGAACACUUCAGAAGACUGCCGUCUCACUGAACAUAAAAGAGCGACUUGACUUUUCAUGCGCCAUCUUUGGGCCAGAUGCAGGACUCGUUGCCAAUGCUCCACACAUUCCCGUACAUCUUGGCUCCAUGAGCUACGCUGUCCAAUACCAGCAUGAGCUCUACAAAGGUCAGCUGAAACCAGGGGAUGUACUGUGCUCGAAUCAUCCGGAGAGCGGAGGCACCCACCUCCCCGAUAUCACAGUCAUCACUCCUAUCUUUGGAGACGAUCGACAAGUUGCAUUUUAUGUUGCAGCUCGUGGUCAUCACACCGACAUUGGCGGGUACAACGGGACAUCCAUGCCUCCCGAAUCGACCGAGCUUUGGCAAGAAGGUGCUCAGAUGCGCUCUUUCAAACUCAUCGAAAAUGACUAUUUCGACGAGGAAGGCAUCAUCAAAGUUCUCCUCGAGCCAGCCAAGUAUCCCGGUUGCAACGGAAGCCGAAGACUUUCAGACAAUAUUUCAGAUCUCAAAGCACAAGUAGCAGCCAAUAACAAAGGCGCGACGCUUAUCAAAGCUCUAAUGAGCGAGUAUACUCAAGAAAUAGUACAGCUCUACAUGCUCGCCAUCCAGAACAACGCCGAGAUCGCCGUCCGAUCAUACCUCUCACAAGCACUUAAGACUCUCGGACCCAAACUGUCAGCAGUCGACUCCAUGGACAACGGCUCCGAAAUCCACCUAGACGUAUCAAUAUCAGAAAACGGAACUGCAGUCUUUGACUUCACAGGCACAGGCUGCGAAAUGUUAAGUAAUCUCAACGCUCCCCCUGCAAUCACUUACUCCGCCAUUAUCUACGCCCUGCGCCUCCUCAUUGGCUCAGACAUCCCCAUGAACCAAGGCUGUCUAGCUCCUAUCAGUGUCAUCCUCCCUCAAGGAAGCUUCUUGAACCCCUCAGCUGGACCGGCUGUGUGUGCUGGGAAUACUCAAACUUCUCAGCGCGUUGUAGACGUUAUUCUCCGCGCUUUCUCUGCAGCGGCCGCUAGCCAGGGAUGUAUGAACUGCCUUGGUUUCUUUGGCUCCGGCGGGUCUGAUGCUGAUGGGAACCCACUUCCAGGCUCUGCCUACGCGUUUGGGGAGACGAUUGCAGGUGGCUCCGGUGCCACAUCACGUCAGCAUGGAGCAAAUGCGGUGGCGGUUCACAUGACGAAUACGCGCAUCACUGAUCCGGAAAGUCUAGAGAAGAGGUAUCCUGUAAUCCUCCGUGAAUUUUCCAUCAGAGACGGUAGUGGUGGGAGGGGUGUACAUAACGGAGGGGACGGUGUGGUGAGGGAUAUUGAAUGUCGGGCGCCAUUGAAAUUUAGUGUUAUUACUGAGAGGAGGGUCAUUGCUCCCUAUGGGAUUGAGGGUGGUGGUGAAGGUGGGAAGGGUGCGAAUUACUGGGUUAAGAAGAACCUAGACGGGACAGAAAGGUGGGUGAGUAUGGGGCCGAAGAAUAUGGUGCAGAUGCAGGUUGGCGACAGAUGUGUUAUUCACACGCCUGGUGGUGGCGGAUGGGGCAUCCCUGGAAGCACGAUUACAAAGGCGCAGGCAGAGGACAAGGCUCUAGAUGAGGUUGGCAUCGUGCAUUUCCCCAGAGCGGUGGAAAGUCUUGCAGCUUUUAAGGCCACACAGGGUGGGCAGCAUUGA